GCGAGCUCUGCUUUGUACUGUAAACACAGUAAUCGUAGUGGAUAAAAGUUAUUUUGUGUAUCAGAUGCGUUAGGAGUAAGUUGCUUUCAAUUUUCGUCCGAGUUUAACGUCCGAUAUCAUCGUUAGGCACUGCAUCAGACAGACAGCUAGCUGGCUCCUGCCAGCAUGAAACGAGCCGUGUGUCUAUGCCCGAGUUCCAAUUGCUUACUCUACCUGUAAUGUAAAAUCGUAUUUUUUCAACUUUACGCAGCACAAUAUGAUGGAAUACCCAGUCGCAAAACCAAACAUACGAUUCGAGACGAUUAAUUUUAUCUUUCCACAGCGGUCUAUGAUGAUCUAUGCACUCAACAAAUAUUGCUCUUAGUGCUGUAGUAAAAUUGUAACGACGUGAAAAAGACCAAAUCAAUUGUAUUUUCAACUUGCCGGUAAUAUCGAGUCCAUUUAACGCACGUUUGGCAUAGUAAGUCGAAAAUAAUUAUCUCGAGCAUUAGUAUUUAAUAAUGGCUUUACAAGCGAUGAAUUAAAGGACUGAUUGAAAAGCUGAACGCAGAUGGAUCCAUCGAGUCAUGGCGAAAAAGCUCAUUCCGGGGGAGCUGCUUCGGGUGGUAGCACUUCGCAGCAACAGCCAGAAUUUAAGCCUUCACCCCCUCUGCAGCUUUCUAUGCAGGAACUUCUCGCUCAGCUUGAUGAGUACCAGCCAACGAUUCCAGACGCUGUCACGAGUUAUUAUAUGAACACAGCUGGCGUCGAGACAUCGGACCCAAAAGUGAUUCGCUUAAUUUCUCUUGCCGCACAGAAAUUCGUCGCUGACAUAACCAACGACGCCCUCCAGCAUUGUAAGAUGCGUGGUGCUGGUCAGUCCUCCAAAAAGGCUCUAAAGGACAAAAAGUACGUUCUGACAACUGAAGACCUUACCUCGGCGCUUAGCGAGUACGGCAUCCAGGUUAAAAAGCCAGCCUACUAUAAUUAAAGAAAUACCGCGACUGAACCGUGUUGGGUCAAUUCUUUGCGCGUCCAAGUGCCUAACAUCUUGCGUUCGCUAAUGAUUGAUUCUAUGUAACGAAAUUGCGGCGACUGCGACAGAUUGUAAAAAAAUUGACGGCAAAUAAGUAAAUCACACCGUAUUAGAGCACUUGGAUACGUAGCUCGUCGGCCUCUUCAUCGUCCACAAUCACACAAUCACUGGUAUUGACCAGGUUUAAUUUCUCCCACAAACCUGUGGUUUUUUUGAUUUUUUGACUCUUACCUAAACACAUGUUUGAGUGACGGAAUAUGAGACAAGGAUGAAAAUGGUUCAAUUGUCUGAAAAAUCGAAAACGUUCAUUCUGUGUCGCCCAACGCUUGUACUGGGCUCGGCAUAGAGUUGGCCAAGGGUCUAGAAACAUGUAUGCUUGUAUGUAAUUCAACUGUGUAUCUAAGUAAUGAUAAAAAGGAGAAAAUACAGAGUUAAGUCGAUACCAUUCGCAGAGCCGACGGUAUUGACAAAAGCAGCAGGACAUGAAUUUAAAAUACCUAUCUACUACAUAGGAGUGUCAGAGUGCGUGAAGAAAUGCGUAAUCCCUGGAUGACACGGCCGACACGGACAAAAAUCUCCAAAACAACCAAAAAAAAAGAAACAUUCAUUUUCUUUAAGUGGUGUUAUCCUGAAAAAUUUAGAGAUUACUUGAAGUUGUUAUAAAAA
Varroa destructor (honeybee mite) is the source of this 1681-nucleotide messenger RNA. Its product is annotated as transcription initiation factor TFIID subunit 10-like. Lineage: Eukaryota; Metazoa; Arthropoda; Arachnida; Mesostigmata; Varroidae. The record is from RefSeq and is a predicted model, not a curated record. Gene Ontology annotation, cellular component: SAGA complex; nucleus; transcription factor TFIID complex. Gene Ontology annotation, molecular function: promoter-specific chromatin binding; RNA polymerase II general transcription initiation factor activity. Gene Ontology annotation, biological process: transcription initiation at RNA polymerase II promoter.